Episyrphus balteatus (marmalade hoverfly) is the source of this 1046-nucleotide messenger RNA. RefSeq lists its product as uncharacterized. The coding region runs from base 108 to 950 and encodes 280 amino acids. Lineage: Eukaryota; Metazoa; Arthropoda; Insecta; Diptera; Syrphidae. Gene Ontology annotation, biological process: DNA strand invasion; double-strand break repair via homologous recombination. The record is from RefSeq and is a predicted model, not a curated record. The transcript is spliced from 3 exons. Gene Ontology annotation, cellular component: Rad51B-Rad51C-Rad51D-XRCC2 complex; replication fork; centrosome. Gene Ontology annotation, molecular function: ATP-dependent DNA damage sensor activity; ATP binding; four-way junction DNA binding.
UUUUAUUUUUCGUUAAAUUUAUUGAACGCAGCUUUUGUUUUGAAUUUUCAAAAUUUUAUUUGUUUACUUUUUUUAAUUCUCGAAAUAUAAUUAAAUUAAUAAAUAUCAUGGCUUAUUCAACAAUUUUCAAUGCUUUCGAACUACUUGUCGCACAAAAAGCAUCAAUUCGUCCCAAACUUCAAUCCUUAUCCAAAGAUUUGUUUCCAUCCAAUGGACCAGCACCGAAAUCGCUCAUUGAAAUCAGUGGACCAAGUAAUUCAGGAAAAACACUUCUCCUAAAUGAAAUCAUAGCUUUAACAAUUCUUCCAACAUAUUUCAAUGGAAAAGAUUCAAAUGUUGUUCUAAUCGAUUUAGAUCAUAAGUUAUCAAUUCCCCAUUUAAUGAAAGUUGCCGAAAAGAUUAUUAAAAAUUCUGGAGAAAAAACCAGUCAAGAAGAUAUGCAAUUUACCAUUGAAUUGCGUAUGCAAUCAGUUCAGAUUAUCAAUUGUUAUUCGCCAGAUCAAUUUGAAAUGGCAAUGGACACAUUAGAAGAUUUAUUGGUAUCAAAUCCGGAUAUAGCUCUGUUGGCUAUUGAUAAUAUUGGAGCUUACUAUUGGCUAGAUACGGAUUCGAAAUUAGUCAGAAAAGAAACUCAUUAUAAAAAUCAUAUUGCCAGAUUAAAGAAUAUUUGCAGGAAGCAUAAUAUUGUGUGUGCGUUUACCAUGGAAUCAAAUUAUAUUCAAACGAAAGGAUUACGAGCCAAUGUCGAUUACAAGUUUGAUAUGAAAGUAAAGCCUAAUGUCGCCAAUAGUGAUGGAAUCGUGCUAAUGACGGUGGAGGUGUCUGGAUCAUCAGUUGACAAAUUAAUACGAGUCGAUGAUUACGGAAUGCACUUUAUAUUCAAAUGGUUUUCAAGCGUCUUUUAUUUAUUGAUGCAGUUUAAGCUUUUCAGGUCUUGCAACCCAACAUAAAAAUGGUAGUUUCUGAAAGAGUCAAUAUAAAACAGGGUAUUGUAAUCGGAAAGGAAGAUAUUCUUCCAAAUGGUAAGCGAUAUCACUUCUUUAAAG